GUUAAGUUUAAAAUCAAUAACGAUCAAUCAGCAAAAAUAGUCAUAUCCGGUACGAUCCAUGUACGUUCAAACAAAAUAUUGUACAGUGUAAUGAAUUGGCAAGAUUCCCGUUUAAAUAUAGCGGCGUCUCUGGUUGGCCAAAACUGCACUUCGCAAGUCUGCUAGUUGGCAUAACAGUUAUAGUUUAAUCACGCUAAAGCCGACAGUGCAUUAUGAUAAUUCAUAAUCAACGAUAAGUGCAUUCGAAUAUAUUGAAUUCGGUUUAUUUAAAAAAAAAUCAUCAUGCCACCAGUGAAAAUCCCCGAAUCUAAGUGGAAUAAGCCUCCCACAGCUAUAUAUGAGGAUAAUUACGGAUAUGGAAUUAAUUUUUAUCAACCUAUGAUCGACUAUAUCACAGCAAAACAACAAGGAGAAUCUGUGAAACCGCCUCAUUUGCCAUGGAAUAAUGAACGAGGCUUAGAAAAAUAUAGAUUCGAUAAACCAAUCAAGGCUUACUCAGAGCACGAUUUGAGAAAAAUAUCGCGGGAUGUUUCUGAACAAGCGAAGAAAGAUUUGAGUUCAGUGAGUAUUAGUAAACGAUCUCCAUUUUCAGUCAUUGCAACCGCAGCUGCGGCGAAUAUAACAAAACAUAUUGAAACCGAGAGUGUAACGGUCAAGACUAAAAGGAAGAGAGUGGAAAAGGAAAAGCUUUUUAAAGAAAGACAAAAUAAAAUGCUUGCAGACGUUGAGAAGCAAUUAGCAACACUAGGUUCGAAUGCAGCUAUAGAAUCUGAACUCAGAUCUAAUGCAAAAUUAUAUCGGGGAAAAUCCGCAAAAGCUAUUGCUCAUACAUUACUUGAAGAGAGCAAACAGAAUGUAAUCAAUGAAAAUAAAAAGGGAAUACAAAAGAAAAAUUUUAAAUUAGACAAUGAUUGGCAAGAGUUAAAAACACUUCAGCAUAUAAACCGUCAGAACCUAGAUAAUGUUUUGCCUUCUGAAUUUAAAAUAAGAUCCAUCCAAACAUUAUGUGAAUCUUCACCUAAAGUAUGUCUUGUGCAAAUAGAAACUGAAAUUCCGAAUAUAAAUAUCGAAUACGUUGAAAAAUUGAACGAAUUAAAAGAAACAAUAAAACAAUUUGAUAAACUUGACAUGAGUAUUUUGGCUAGCAGCAGGUAAUAAUUUUCACUUGAU
Messenger RNA from Zerene cesonia (dogface butterfly), 1170 nucleotides. Its product is annotated as paramyosin, short form-like. Bases 283 to 1155 code for a protein of 290 amino acids. The record is from RefSeq and is a predicted model, not a curated record. The transcript has a single exon. NCBI's taxonomy places the organism in Eukaryota, Metazoa, Arthropoda, Insecta, Lepidoptera, Pieridae.